AAAAAGUGAUAUUUUUCAACCAUCAAAUUACUAAAAUUAUUUUUUAAUCAUGGUAAUUUAAUACUAGCACCAAUGAUUCAGUGACAAGACUGAUGCAACUUUCCUUCAAAUCUACUUAUUCUCAAAAAUGUUCAUAUAAUUUGAUCCAAAAAUUAUAUAUCCAAAAUCUACACUUAGGGAUUUAUUUGAAAUACAGGCAAAGGUUUAUUGAAAGAAACAUUUCUCAUUAAAUUAUGACAUGUAACUUCUCAUUUUUUCCUCCCUAAGAAUAUUGGAGACUCAUGAAGAUCAACACCUGGUAAAGCUGGGGCAGGCCCUGGUAGGGGCCAAGGUACAGAAACCAGGCCUCCUGCACUUCUUAUCUUCCCAGAGCCAUCCUGCUUCCCAGGGAAGAUGUCAGUGUGGAGCAAUAGCAGCUCCAACUUGUCCUACACCAGCUUCCUCCUGGUGGGCUUCCCAGGGCUGCAGGAGACCCGCAUACUCCUGGUGCUGCCCUUCCUCAGCCUCUAUCUGGUGAUUGUCUUUGCCAAUGCCCUGGUCAUCUACACAGUGGUGGCCCAGCGGAGCCUGCACCAGCCCAUGUACCUGCUCAUUGCCCUGCUCCUGGCUGUCAAUAUCUGUGCCACCACCACUGUGGUGCCUGUCAUGCUAUUCAGCUUCUCCACCCGUUUCAACCGCAUCUCCCUGGCUCACUGUCUGGUCCAGAUGUUCUGCAUCUAUUUCCUCAUUGCCUUUGACUGCAAUAUCCUCCUGGUCAUGGCCCUAGACCGCUAUGUUGCCAUCUGCAACCCACUCCGCUACCCUGAGAUAGUGACAGGUCAGUUGCUGGCUGGCCUGGUGGGGGUGGCAGUUGCCAGGAGCACAGGCAUUGUUGCUCCGGUGGUAGGGCUGGCCUCCCGGGUUCGCUUCUGCCGCUCAGAUGUGAUCCACCACUUUGCCUGUGAGCACAUGGCCUUGAUGAAGCUCUCCUGUGGAGACGUCUCAAUAAACAAGACUGUGGGACUCACUAUCCGCAUCUUCAACAGAGUCCUAGACAUGCUGCUACUUGGAGCCUCCUACUCCCGCAUCAUCCAUGCUGCAUUUCGAAUUUCAUCAGGCAGAGCACGUUCCAAGGCCCUCAACACCUGUGGCUCCCACCUACUGGUCAUCUUCACUGUGUACUCUUCCACCUUGUCCUCAUCUGUCGUCUACCGUGUGGCCCACGCUGCCUCCCAGGAUGUGCACAACUUGCUCAGCGCCUUCUACCUGUUGCUCCCAUGUCUGGUCAACCCCAUCAUCUAUGGGGCCAAGACCAAGGAAAUUAGGCAGCACCUGGGAGUUCUGUUUCAAAGGGCACAGCUGCAAGUCACCAGGGAAAAGGCCUAAUCCCUAUCCUCACAUAGAGAGCUUUCUGCCUGAUUCUCUAGAACUUAUAGAUCCUACAAUCACUCUUAAUGUCAAGUGGGUAAAUAAGCAGGUGAGUCAUCCUUGCUGUAUUUUGGCUUUGGGUACCUGCAUUCAUCUUUGAGAGUCUUUUAUCCAUCUUCUGAAAAAUACCUACUUAUCCCGAGUUACACAGUAACCAAUUACAAAGUCAGCUUCUGCCUCUGGCUUCUAAAUUUUCUCCUUUUCUUUCUGCAUGUGGUUUUUUUUCUAAUAUUUUAUUU
Molecule: messenger RNA, 1646 nt
Organism: Phyllostomus discolor (pale spear-nosed bat)
Lineage: Eukaryota; Metazoa; Chordata; Mammalia; Chiroptera; Phyllostomidae
Product: olfactory receptor 52K1-like
Exons: 1
Coding region: 394-1365 (323 amino acids)
Biological process (GO): G protein-coupled receptor signaling pathway
Cellular component (GO): membrane
Molecular function (GO): G protein-coupled receptor activity; olfactory receptor activity
Source: RefSeq, a predicted model, not a curated record